GGUUUUAGCUAGCCCAGACAGUUCCUUAUAUUAGAAUCCUCAUCAUUCAUCUAGGGUUUACCGAUAACGAGCUUCCUUGCGUGUCUGCAGCUAGCUAAAAGGAAGGGUUUGCAUCGUCACCUGUUAACAAUCAUGAUUAUUCCAGAGAAGAAUAGGAGGGAGAUCUCAAAGUAUCUCUUUCAAGAGGGAGUUUGCUAUGCAAAGAAGGAUUUCAACCUUGCAAAGCACCCGAAUAUUGAUGUCCCAAAUCUGCAGGUUAUUAAGCUGAUGCAGAGCUUUAAAUCCAAGGAGUAUGUUCGUGAAACGUUUGCAUGGAUGCACUAUUACUGGUACCUCACAAAUGAUGGGAUUGAGUUUCUGAGGACUUACCUUAAUCUUCCAUCAGAAAUUGUUCCUGCCACGUUGAAGAAAUCCGCCAGGCCCUCUGGUCGGCCAAUGGGUGGCCCACCUGGUGACCGGCCCCGAGGCCCACCACGCUUUGAAGGAGACCGUCCAAGAUUUGGCGACCGGGAUGGGUAUCGAGGAGGUCCUCGAGGGGGUGAUUUUGGUGGUGAAAAAGGAGGUGCUCCAGCAGAUUUCCAGCCCUCAUUUAGGGGCUCCGGUGGAAGGCCUGGCUUUGGCCGUGGAGGUGGAGGUUAUGGUGGAGCUCAAUCCAGUUCUGCUGGCUUUGCUUGAAGAUCUUAUUAACCUAAGUAUUGUUUUGGUGCCUCUAUCCGACUUAGGAUUUUGUAAGCGAGAAAUUAGAGUGUGGAGCUUGAUUUAGGACUUGAGAUGUAUUCUUAUUUUUAUUUAUGAAAAAAACUUAGGUUUUUUUGGUAAUUAAAUUUGGAAUUGCGUUUCUGUAUUACUAUUUCAAUAGUCUAUUGGUGCUUGUUUCCACACCUAGCCUUGGGCAUAGAUGAACUGGACAUUACGGAGGCGUGGUGUUGCCAGUCUACAUGAAUCCAUGGGUAAACCUCUACGUUUUGUUUUUGCGCG
Manihot esculenta (cassava) is the source of this 978-nucleotide messenger RNA. RefSeq names its product 40S ribosomal protein S10-1. The transcript has 5 exons. Gene Ontology annotation, cellular component: cytosolic small ribosomal subunit. Gene Ontology annotation, molecular function: RNA binding; structural constituent of ribosome. Bases 133 to 675 code for a protein of 180 amino acids. Lineage: Eukaryota; Viridiplantae; Streptophyta; Magnoliopsida; Malpighiales; Euphorbiaceae. The record is from RefSeq and is a predicted model, not a curated record.